Molecule: messenger RNA, 6233 nt
Organism: Ctenopharyngodon idella (grass carp)
Lineage: Eukaryota; Metazoa; Chordata; Actinopteri; Cypriniformes; Xenocyprididae
Gene: ankk1
Product: ankyrin repeat and kinase domain containing 1
Exons: 8
Coding region: 2193-4409 (738 amino acids)
Biological process (GO): regulation of cell cycle process; protein phosphorylation
Cellular component (GO): cytoplasm
Molecular function (GO): protein binding; protein kinase activity; ATP binding
Source: RefSeq, a predicted model, not a curated record
CAUUUUUCAUGGUCAAAAGAAAAGGUACUCCUCUCAGAAAACGUACAAAUAAAGAUAUUUUUAGAUGUUUAAUUGCUGUUUGGAGCAUUGGGAUCGUUAGAUGAGGGCUUAAUUAACUCAUUUUUGUGAAAACCUCAAUUUCGACCAAAAUUGACAUUUUUCACUUGUUUUGCCUGUAGCUCGAAAUUAGCCUGUGCGCAUUCGGUCACCGUGAUUUUGCCAAGUAAGACAUGUUCCUGGAUCAACAUAUUUUGUUAAUCCUGGAACAACAUUCUUGUCUGAAAAUUUAGUCAUAACCCUAUUCCUACCCCUAAACCUAUCCCUACCCAUAAUUUAUCCCUAAAAUCAGAGGGAAAUGAUAGGUAAAUAGCACUGACGUAGAAGCACCUAACCCUGGUUGUAACCCUAAACUUGACAUAAACUGUAAACUUUUCCCUCAAAUCUGAUUGGUUGAUUGGAAUGAUGUUGAUCCAGGAACAUGUUGUACUUGGUAAAAUCAUGUUAACCGUGCGGUGAACUCAUUUUGCCAGCACGGGGUCACAAAUAUAUAUUUUUUAUGUGUGUGUUCUGCAGAAGAAAGGGUUUAAAUAACAUGAGGGUGAGUAAAUGAUGACAGACUUUCAUUUUUAGUGAACUGUCCCUCUAACCCUCUGUUGGGUUGUUUAUUCUACCACUGUCUACUUUCUUAGCUGUGCUUUCUUGUACAUUUACCAUUCUUUAAUGCAGGAUGUCAAAGAUAUAAAUGAAUGCUUCUCUUUAUGUAUCACUACCCCAGUGCUCAAAAAAAGUUAGACAUGUUGUUCAGCUGCUUACUAGGUUUCACAUUGUGUGUUUCCCUCUCAAAUAAUCGCCGUUGGAUGAAAAAAGAAGCAAUUAAGUAGUAACAAGCAGACAUUGCCUUUGAGAUACAUCUCUAUGUAAAUCCCACCGCUAGGCUGGGACAACCUAGGGGCAAAGCAGAUUUACUGUCUUGAAGAUCACUUAAUAAAAAAACAUAAUGGCUUCUUGUAAUUGAUAGUACAAUCAAAAUGGGCCCAACGGGAAAUGAAGCGAAUAUGUCACAGAAUUAGAAAGAAACAAGCUUCAAUAUUAAAUCUUUGAAAGUGCAGAAAUAGACCGUUAGGAACACUUAUGGUUGCUUGUUGCGUAAUUACUCCCUCUAUAAUUAAGGUAAUUAGCUUAUUGAUUGCAUUAUCUUAAGUGGUAAAAGGUCAUUUACAACAGUUUCAAUUGCUUUGCACACUGAAAAUCACAGACACCUUCACAGCAUCAUUUCAAUGUAGAACAUUAUGGCACGUUUUGACUGUGAAUCUGGUUCUUGCAUCAAUAUAUACUCAAGCAGAAAAUUAACAGAUCCUGUAUUCGUGUUGAAACAUGUUGGCUGACUCUUUGUGCACCUCUUAAAGGAUGAAGUGUCUCUUCGGGUGGCUGACAAAGCCUGAAUCGCAGCAGCUGCAUGUCAAGUCUCUCCUUCAAAGCCUUACAAGAACACUGAAGAGGCAUGGCAUCGUCACCUCGGUUCAAAACUGCUGCUCGCUGCUUAAUUGUUAAUUACUGUUAUUAGUAUUAUUACAUUACAUUAUAUUUGAAAGCCUGUCAUUGAAAGUUAAUUUGCAUCACACUUUGACUUAGAAUGACAUUUACUUCACAGGUUUUUGCUAAUGUGCCAAGAAAUUCAACAGGUAGUGCUUGAGAGAUUAAUGAACAAUGGGAAAACUUCCAGAAAACAAUAGUAAUUAUAAUGAAAAUGCUCUUUAUAAAUUGUGUUGUGUGUGUUGAUAAAACAAUGUUGAGCUGUAAGGUAAUUGAUCAUAAAACCUUUCAAUUAAAUAUUUAGCAUCAAAUAUCUUUGAAUGUGUUGCUGAAUUAUAUUAAAUAAAAUGCAACUGCUUCCCUAACAACAAACCACAAAUGUGCACACAUGCCUUAUGAGGCAAUCCCUACUGUUAUGUAAAAACAUGAAGCUGGUAUAUCCAGUUAUCAGGUGUCCCGCACAAAUCUCUCAACCUCGCCUGUGUAACUCAUUCUAAACUGGCUUUGUAGCAUUUCUAUUCAAAUAUUCAGUGCUCUGACUCCUCCCACCAAAACCAGCAAAUCUUUUUGUUUAAUACGCAUUUCCUUGACCUGGUUUCUAUGUGACAAGAAGACAUGUUGAAGGACAGAGUCUUUAUUUCCUGAGCCUGGAAAACAAAAUGACAGCAGCUAAUUCCAGUGUAAAGGAUUCUUACAGGGAUGGCAGCCUGGAGAGAUUUACUCAUUUUAAAAAAGAUGACUUUGAAAAUGACUGGGAGAAAGUGGCUGAGCGCAAGUUUGGUCGAGUCUAUAAGGUGAAGCUUAAAGUCUUGCGGGAAACGUGUGCCCUAAAGACCACAACCAAUGAUGAUUACAGGAACAUGAUAGAGAUGUCCAAAAUUGGAAGAAUGAAGUUCAAUUAUUUAAUCUCCCUUUAUGGAAUAAGCAAAGAUCCACCUGCUUUAGUGAUGGAAUAUAUGAGAAAGGGAUCCUUGGAUAACCUUCUCAGCAGUCAUUUCUUAAUGUGGCCCAAGAAAUUCCAAAUGAUCCAUGAGAUGACGAUGGGCAUGAAUUUUCUGCACAGCAUGAAACCGCCCAUCCUUCAUUUAAACUUGAAACCAGCUAACAUUCUUCUUGAUGAUCAUCUUCACAUGAAGAUUUCAGAUUUUGGCCUCAUUAAAUGGGAGGAGUUCUCUAGUAAGACUGAGUUUAUUGAACACCUGACAGCUCGAGGGAACAUAAACUAUGUGCCUCCAGAAACAUUUACCCAGAAUCCUGAACCUCCCGGAACGAAGUACGAUGUAUUCAGCAUUUCUAUUAUUAUGUGGGAAAUUCUCACUCAACAGCGCCCAUAUCAAGGGCUGUCUAUGACAGAAGUAUUAAUCAAAGUGUCAUCUGGCAAAAGGCCUGGUGUAGAGAAGAUCCCUGAAGACAAGCCCCCCGAGUGCGAGGACAUGAUCGGUGUCAUGCAGCAGUGCUGGCACCAAGACUGCAGCCAGCGACCUGCUUUCUGUGAGAUCGUUCGGUUAACUGAAGUUCUCAGUGAAGUCCUGAAAAUCCCAGACACGAUUUCAGGGGGUGAGAUAAGAAAGCGUCUGCCUGAACAGGUAUGGAACCUAAAGAAAGCAGCUAUCUCUUCAGAUGAUUCUAGCAUCCACUCUCUCCUUGUAAGAAAAGACUUUGAGAGCUUUAAGAAUGUUCUGCGAAAAGAGCAUGUAUCGAUGCUCUUCAAAGACAACAAUACUCUCCUUCAUCACGCCGUGGCAAGCGGGGACAGAAAAAGCGUGCAGAUGGUCCUGGAUCUGGGAGCCUCUGUGAACUGCCAGAGUGUAAAAGGCUACACCCCACUCAUCGUUGCGGUUCUGCACAAGUUUUACGACAUCUGCAGCUUGCUGACAGAGCGUGGGGCUGACGUCAACCUCUGCGAUGGCGACCAGUGGACUGCGCUGCAUUUUGCCGUACAGACUGGCGAUGACAGAGCCGCUCGCCUUUUGUUAGACAAUAAGGCGAGAGCCGAUGCCGAAGAGAAGGACGGUUGGACGCCUUUGCAUCUAGCUGCUCAGAAUGGCCACGAGAACAUUGUGAGAAUCUUGCUGCCACGUCUGGAGGCUGUGGAUGAGCAGGAGCACCAGUCUGGCCGUACGCCACUUCACGUGGCUUGCAUUUAUGGCCAUGUAGACAUCGCCAAGCUCUUGCUCAAAAAGGGAGCUGAUGUCAACAAACAAGAUAACCUUCAGUCCACUUCCCUACACUUGGCGGCAGAUGAGGGGCACUUCAGGGUGGUCCGUUUGCUGGUUAAUAGUGGGGCUGAUCUAAAAACAGUUGAUGAGCAAAGCUACAGUCCCCUUCAUUUUGCCGCUCUGAAGGGUUACACGGGUAUCUGCAGACUACUAUUGAGUAAAGGACUCGACCCCAACAUCCUAACCUAUCAGAAUUGGACAGCCAUGCACCUGGCAGCCUUGAAAGGCCAUCCGGAGACUGUCCUUGUGUUGGAAGAGCACCAUGGCUCAGUCAACGUCCAAGGGAAAGACGGCUGGACGCCACUGCACCUUGCCUGCCAUCAUAGGCAGGAGGAGGUGGUGACGGUGCUGCUAACAGCAGGUGCCGACCCUAACCUGGCCGAGGAUAACGGCUGGACGCCCCUCCACUUAGCCUGUAACAGUAGCUGCUUUCCUAGUGUGCUGCAGCUGAUAUCCCAUCAAGCCAAUGUGAACGCACAGAAUAACAGCCAGUCAACUCCAUUGCAUUUAGCCGUCCAGCUCAGCAACAUCCCCAUCAUCAAAGCCCUGCUGAUGAAUAAUGCACAGCGGGGUAUAAAGGACUCGAAAGGAUGUACCGCCUUAACCUUGGCUCAACGGUGCAACAAUACAGAAGCUGUGGAGCUACUGGAAAGCUAACACACACUGGUUGAGACUCUGGCGGAGAACGAGCCGUGUUUGGUGACAGAUAACUCCACCAUUAGAGGGAAUCCAGCAUUGAUUUCUGCUAUCGAUUUCCUUCCUGCUGCAAAGCCUGUUCUUAUAAACACUCUUGCUGUUGUUUUUGAUUUAGAUUCUUAGAAUUUAACGCCUUUGUUUGGGUUAAAAGCUCAGGUGUGUUCUCGGGAAUGAAAGUGUUAUGAAUGAAGGAUUUUGUAACUAGCAGUGUGUAAUGAAACAUAAAAUAAUAAUGGCCGUCAGUUUAUUUAUAGAGAAUAAUUCAUCAGAGCAUGUUAUUUCUAAGACAUCAGUUGUUUGCUUGUUGUAAUAUUUAAUCAAAAUGUAAUAACUUGCUCCGUCUCUGAAACUACUUUCCUUGUCUGUUGAUGACACUCAAGUUUGUACAGGCUAUUGAAUAAUGUUAAAGGGAUAGUUCUGUCAUCAUAUACUCUCCCUUGUGUUGUUCCAAACCUGCAAGACUUACUUUCUUCUGCGGAACACAAAAGAAGAUAUUUUGAAGAAUGUUGGUAAUCAAACAUUUUUGGUUACCACUGACUUCCAUUGUAUGGAAAGGAAAAAAAAAACACUGAGACAGUUCUCAAAAUAUCUUCUCUUAUGUUCAACAGAAGAAUGAAAAUCAUACAUGAUUGUAACAACAUGAGGGAGAGAAAUUAUUGAGUAAACUAUCCCUUUAACUAAGUAGCCAGAUUGCAAUAUCUUUAUCAAACUCACAUUCAGUCUGGCUCCAUUCUGGUGUGUAACGCCCACAUUUUUACACAAUCUAAUCUAUUCGCACACAUUUUUUUGUACUGAAUAACCCAUUCAACUUUAAAACGCAACAUAUUAGAGGAGUAAAAUAAGUUGUAAAUUCAUGUUGGCUUUAGCACAGUAAAAAAAAAAAUAGCCCACCACGUGUGGUAUUUUGAUGCAUUUAACAUGAUUCAAUACAUUCAUGCUUGUAUGAAUUCCAACAAUGUCAAACAUACAAAUGUGUACAGUAAUGUUAAAGGUGAAAAAAAUCAUAACCAUUUGUGGCAUUCAAAUGGCAUGUUACAUUCACAGACAAAAGCCAAAAAACCUGUUUGACAACAUGCUUAUCACUUCCCAGCAGGCUUCCGCUCACGUUCAACAGCUUUGUCCUAAAUACAAAGGGCAAAAAAAAAAAAAAAAACGUUCUACGUCAUUAUACUGGUGCAUUUUUUAUAUAUUUUUUUACCAGUGGGUGCAGGACACUAUAGUUCAUUUAUGUAAGUGAGGAUAGUAAAAUAAAGUAAACUGUGACAUAUUAUACCCAAAAAUUCUUCAUACAGUGGACUACCAGGAAAAUUGAUAAAAAUUUGGAACCAAAAAUUAUUCAGACACUUUGACCUGACCAUGUUUUGCUUAAGUGUUUUGUAUUUCACAAACUGUACUUUAAGACAAGAUAAAGUUUGAAUUAUGUUCAUUUCAGUAAUUUUACAUACUCUUUUGUGACACAGAGAAAGUUGUAAUGAGGUUUCAGAGCUUUUGAAACAAGCAUCAGAAUCGCUUUUUUUUUUUUUUUUUUUUUUUUUAGCAAGGUUCUCACUUUUCCUCAAGUGAAUAUGUUAAUAAAACAUCAAUGCCUUGUGAAGGAAUCAGAACACGGCCCAUCACAGACUGUGGUUUGCUCUUCAGCCUCUCCACUGUAACGUACAUGACAUUUUAAAUAUCUCAUUAAAGUCUGCAUAAUAACAAAUGCUUUGAGACGUCUACAGUGUGGAUUGAUGCAACCCUCAUUGAUAUGCAGUAAUGUGAAAAUAAAUGAUCUUCUUUUACAUAACA